GCAAAAUGGCUUUAUCAAAUGUAAUUUUCGUGCUUGAAGAAAUGUUCCUCCCGUAGGGCGUAUAUUCAUAGUGAUUGAAUACUCUAUUACCAUUUCUGUUCGCCGCAUUUUUUAUAUAAUGAUAUUCAUGCAUGUGAUGGUAAUCGCCCGCACGAAACAAGUGCAGUCGCCUGGCCGCGCUCAGUUUGCGUGCGGUGCCGAGCAGGGAAGCAUUGCUGGCGUAUUCCUCCGGACUAUUUCUCAACUGGAAUAGUUUUCUCAACUGCCUGAGGAUAUACGCCUGAGCAUUGAAGAAGAUGUGGUCCAAGCUGUUUUAUGUCGUGUUUGUCACAACUCUGGCAUUAGAUAAAGGAUGGUGUCAGAGUAAAAUCGGCCUGACCAUGCCGGAGUCGGUCAGAGCAGUACUCGGGUCCUCGGCAACCCUGUCGGCAACCUACGCCACCUCUCGGCCAAUCAGAUCCGUCGCCUGGUUCAAGGUGGACUCCAAGGUCACCUCGAAACGCGACCCAGUUCUGGCCUUCUACCCGAGCGCCGGAACCAGUCCGGAGACGUUCGGGAGUUUCCGGGGCCGAGCUCGGCUCAUCGGAAAGGCUUCGUUAAGAGUCGCGGCCACCACGCUUCUGGAUGACGGACUGUACGUGCUCGUCAUUUCCGUUUCCGGUGUAGCCAUCGAGGAAGGAUUUGUGCGGUUAAACGUCAUGGUUCCGCCAACGGUACAGGUCGGUCCCACUGAUCCUUACGUCACCAGGUGGGGUAAAACCGUGUCUCUGACGUGUACAGUCAGGGGGUCCCGACCAAACAUUACGUCACUCUACUGGGAGAAGGACGGCACCCGGAUCGACGUCAACGUCAUGAAGUAUUUUGGCGGGAACAGGGAGAUGCCGUCGUUGAUGAUUCGUCAUGUGACCAGGGCGGACGCCGGGAGGUACACCUGUAUAGCAGAGCAUCCUGUACGGCCGGCAGCGGCAGGCCUCGCGCUACAAGUGCUGUUUCCACCGUCCAUCAUCAGCAUCUCGGACUCCGUCAUGGCACACCUGCACGAGCAGGUGAUCCUGCAGUGCGUCGCCGACGGCAACCCGCCGCCCAACAUCACCUGGUUCCGCGCCGGCAAGACGCUCAAGUCCUCCUCCAAGACGCUGUCUCAAGACAUUCGCACGAGCUCCGUCGUCUUGAAGAGGGCGCAGUACAACGACACGGGUCUGUUUUCCUGCACGGUGGACAACGGAAUAGGGGACUCGGAUACAAAGACUGUUAGGCUUUCUGUGACACGCAAGCGAAUCGGUCCGCUAGACGGCGCCACCACCGCGAUCAUCAUCGGGGUGGUGGUGGGGGGCCUGUGGCUCCUGGUCUGCAUCAUCCUCACCGUGUACUUCGUGCGGAGGCGGCAGGAGAGGGUCGAGAGGAAGAAGUUCUCCUUCUACUACGACAUCGGGCGGAGGAAGCCCCUCCCUCCGGAAGCAGGGGGACCCAAGGCUCAGGACUUCGGCCCUCUGCCUGAAGUACCACUACCAGAUAAGCCCAAGAAACCUUCAGCGCCGUGCGCAGGGAUCAACACUAUGAGGCGUGCAACGGCCCACAAAGACAAAAGAUAUGCCAAAGUGCUGUACACCUUCCGGCCGCGAGAGGAGAACGAGCUGCACUUGGAGGCUGAUGACGUCAUCGAGGUUCUGGAGGGGGAAGAUGGCGGCUGGUGCUUGGGUUACCUGCGAGGCAGGAUAGGCCUGUUCCCCUCCAACUACGUCACAUUUCUCACCACCAGAGAAGCAUCUGUCUUUAAGUCAGAGGGGUCCAGCGAAUGCGAUGAAAAGCGCUCCAAGCGGAACACGUAGGCACUGCAACAAGACGGAUACCUUGAGCGGAAGUACAAGUCUUCAAAGCUUUGAAUCAACGUCGAUAAACUCAGCAGUUCGGUGCUUUGUGCGAUAAGAAUGACAUCUAUCUAUAGUCGUCCCGAUUGACAGGACCAGUAGUUGUUACCCAUUACAUAUCACCCCCUCUUCUCUGAAUGAACUUUCCACAGGACGACUUGUGAACUUGCAUGAAAACAGACUUUCAAUACGUCACCGUUCGAUGUAGAAUGAGUAAAUAAGGACAAUUCCAAGACGUUCACCAAAUCUCGCCAUUUCUUUCUGAAGCAAUCUGCAGGAGAAUAGUUGUUAUCCUUUUUGUUCAUAGAAUGACACGUUGAUGUGUUAAAUCUGUAAAUAAGAAAAAAAGAGUGGAUGGUCGUAGAAUAAAAAGAGUGUUUCCAAUACACUAGAUCUAAUUAGAGUAUUGAUAGUUGUAGAGAAGUCAUGUACAGUUUUGUAACAAAACAUUUAAUGUUUUGCAUUAUCCUCGCAACCAUGUACAAAUAUAU
Messenger RNA from Branchiostoma floridae (Florida lancelet), 2359 nucleotides. Its product is annotated as hemicentin-1-like. NCBI's taxonomy places the organism in Eukaryota, Metazoa, Chordata, Leptocardii, Amphioxiformes, Branchiostomatidae. Gene Ontology annotation, molecular function: cell adhesion molecule binding. The record is from RefSeq and is a predicted model, not a curated record. The coding region runs from base 297 to 1829 and encodes 510 amino acids. Gene Ontology annotation, biological process: cell-cell adhesion. Gene Ontology annotation, cellular component: cell-cell junction. The transcript is spliced from 8 exons.